AGGCUUAAUUAAGCACCCCUAUUAAGACUAAAAGGAGUGAUGUCAGUCCAUGUUAUUAUUUUGGAUAAUAUUAUACUUUGCUCUUCAAAUUGUUUCGUAUACCCUCUUAUAGUGGAAAAGUAUGUAUAACCUCCAUGUUAUUAUUUGAAUCUACUUGGAGUACCAAGCCCUAAUUGACAAACACAGGGGAUAUCGACAGAUGAUGUCAGUAUCUUGGAGUUCCAAUCUUGCUCAGCUUCUGGAUUCGAGUUUAUGAUGCAGGACCAAAAGAGAAGAUGUUGUUGAUAAUUCACUCAGGGUUGGUUCCGCUAAGAAUAAGUGGUCGUGGAUUGAGUUCUGUCUUGGGAUUGACGUUGACUAUUGACCAGAGAACAAAUGGCGUUAUAUGGCUACUGUACUAGAUGAGAUGGGUUUUGAUCAAGGCAACGUUGAAAGAAAGACAAUAAUUCAAGUAGAUGAGUUCAGGUGACCCCUCCAACAGUUGCCAAAUCAAUAAUAUGUGAAGUUGCAUCUGUUCUAUGAAGGUGAAACGUAUUCAUGAAUACAAGAGACAGUUGUUAAAUAUCUUGGGAAUUCUUUACCGAUUCAAGAGGAUGAAAGAAAUGGCCGCCAUUGAGAGAAAAGACAAAUUUACCCCUCGAGUCUGUAUAUUUGGAGGGAAAGCGUUCGCCACAUAUACACAAGCCAAAAGAAUUAUGAAACUCAUCACAGAUGUUGGGGCAACCAUAAACCAAGAUCCUGACAUUGGGGACUUAAACGAGUCAAAUGGUAAAAAUAUAGAGAAUCGACAAGCAUCCAAGGAAGAUUUUCCAAGUGCAUCUCCAUUUUCAGGUUCAUUUGGGGAAAUCAAGCAAGAGAAGGAACAUUCUCCACUUCCUAAAACUGAUUACACUCCAUCUACAGCUGACUUGGUUGACUUUGUAGCUAAGUCAACUGUAGAGAAGAAGACUCCUGUUGAAGAUUUGAAAACGAGUCAUAAACAGGAAAUGUCAAACCCAUCUAGGUUUGUUUCUACUUCCUCAAAAAUUGUAAACUAUGAUGCAUCAUUUGGUGGAGGACAACUAGGACGCAUGCUUUGUCAAGCAGCUUCCCAAAUGUCAAUCAAAGUCAACAUUUUGGAUCCUAUGGUCAACUGCCCUGCAAGUUCCAUAUACAACCAUCAUAUGGUGGGAAGCUAUGACAAUAGCGUCAUAGUUGAAGAAUUUGCUAAUAGGUCUCGUAUUGGAUCAGGUUUCAUAUUUGGAUUUGGGAUGAAGAAGAUGAAGAAAGGGAUGUUGAAGAGGGCAAGAAACGAAGAACACAUGUCCAGAUUCAAAAAAUUUGGAUUAGUCACUGUCCUUGGCGUCCUCCGACUGUGGAUCGGUGAUGGAAUGGGAAAGUGUGGAGGAGAAUGA
This is a messenger RNA of Lactuca virosa, 1394 nucleotides long. NCBI's taxonomy places the organism in Eukaryota, Viridiplantae, Streptophyta, Magnoliopsida, Asterales, Asteraceae. The record is from the annotation of a GenBank genome assembly.